Messenger RNA from Lobosporangium transversale, 1215 nucleotides. RefSeq lists its product as hypothetical. The transcript is spliced from 4 exons. Gene Ontology annotation, biological process: DNA-templated transcription initiation; DNA-templated transcription. Lineage: Eukaryota; Fungi; Mortierellomycota; Mortierellomycetes; Mortierellales; Mortierellaceae. Gene Ontology annotation, cellular component: RNA polymerase I complex. Bases 162 to 1079 code for a protein of 305 amino acids. The record is from RefSeq and is a predicted model, not a curated record.
CUUCAUUUUAUAAGACAUCGACUUUCCUUGAAGCUUCAUUAUUCUUACAGUUGCGCUUUACAUUGUUUUUCCUCAUCACCUAAUACGCGGAAGGAUAAAACUUCAACCUGGAGGAGAAAAAUAAGACACUGUAAGAGAAAAUACUACAAAGGAAAGCCAGGAUGUCCAAGUCUUUAGCCAACACCAACACGGGACCUUUUGUUAAAGUCUCGACAAAAAUAUAUAUCCAUUUGCCCCCAUGCUUUGCUACCAAGCCGAUCGAGGGUAUUCAGGAACAAUUGAAUGGAUUUCUUAUGAGAUAUAUGCCUCAGGUAGAUGGCGUUGUGCUAGCACAUUCAGAUCUGGAGCUACUACAAUCAGCAGGAAAAAUUAUGUAUGAUUCACCUUACUGUCACUUCUGGAUCUCGGUUAAGCUUUUGGUUUGGAAACCUAUCAAAGGGAGUAUCCUUCACGGAACAAUUAAUCUGCAAUCACCUGAUCAUAUCGGUCUGGUACUUUAUGGCACAUUUAAUGCCUCGAUCCCUUCCGAGUUUAUUCCCAAGGAUAAAUAUGAAUUUAAUCCCAACAGCAGUUACAACCACCAUAUCAAACAGCAGCCGCAAGGAGAGGAUGCAAACCAAGGCGAGGAUUCUUUAGCUUCUGCUACUGGACUAUUGAACGGAGAAUGGGUCUUGAAGAGCACAGGCGAGAGCAUUGGACACGAUGGUGUUAUUGAAUUUGAAGUUGCAGACUUGGUCAGGACGAACGAUAUGCUGGCAGUAACGGGAUCUUUGAUGGGUGUACCUGUAACAAUGCGUCGUCCAUCCAUGAUGAUCAAACCUUCGACUUCUUCUGCUAUUUCAUUUUCAGGGAAGGCUAAAGGGGCCUUGUCAGAUCCUGUACAAAAGAAAAGAUCAGCACCGGAGGACGAAGAAUCUACAGCCCAAGAGACAGAUCUCAAGAGGAUAAAGAAGGAAAAGAAGGAGAAGAAGAAGAAGAACAAGGAAGGCGAGAGUGAGGAGAAGGAGAAGAAGGAGAAGAAAGAGAAGAAAGAGAAGAAGGAAAAGAAGGAAAAGAAAGUGAAAAAGGUUGAUUCAUAGGACAUUAGCAUUUUUUUUGUUUUAUUUUAUUAUUCAUCUUAGAAACACAACUUAUCCGCAUCUUCCCAUUAUUAUUAUCACCACUAUUUUUUUUUUCUUCAUAUAAACAUUUCAGCAUUGCACUUCCUACUAAGGC